Molecule: messenger RNA, 720 nt
Organism: Aspergillus pseudotamarii
Lineage: Eukaryota; Fungi; Ascomycota; Eurotiomycetes; Eurotiales; Aspergillaceae
Product: F-box protein
Exons: 2
Coding region: 1-720 (239 amino acids)
Molecular function (GO): protein binding
Source: RefSeq, a predicted model, not a curated record
AUGGCAGAAUUACCGGCUUCUCCCCUCCUUGAUCUACCGACAGAGUUGCAACUGAUAAUCAUCGACAUGCUUGACUAUCCCUCCAGAUUAUCACUUUCGCAGACAAACAAAUACCUUCGGUCUUUAAUUCCCACACAACCUCCCUCCACACCACAAUUGAGAAGACAGUAUCUCUGUGAUAAGGAAACAUGGCCCGGAUACCAAGAGUACUUCGCCUGCAGUCGCUGCCUCCAACUCCUCCAUUACUCCCGUUUCACCAGCGGUCAAGUGCGUGGGAGACACGCCAAGUUAUGCCCUGGAAGGUACCUUCGUGUUUGCAUUGAUUGCAAAGAGCAUGAAGGGAACCGGAACCACGACCAUAACCUGGAUGAAGUAUUGGGCCAAUUGGUAAACGUUGGUCUAAGGUCUGCCCAAGUGAUGAUGCCGAUUCCCCCUCAUCUCGCUGUGCCUCCUGCUAAUCACGCUGUGCCUCCUAAUCCCGCUGUGCCUCCCCCUAAUCCCGCCGUGCCGCCUUCUUAUCCCACGAUGCCCCAGCCCAAUCCUGGCAUGCGUCCUGCUUAUCCCACAAUGGCUCCUCCUUAUGCUACAGUGUUUCCUUAUCCCACAGCGCCUCCUUAUCCUACGGCGCCUCCUGGGCCAUACGUUAACUACUAUAACGGUCAUAGAGGUAGCUUUUCGCCGUGGUGGCCAUACUUCCCGUCUGCUGGCCGGCAGCCAUAG